Messenger RNA from Struthio camelus australis, 2033 nucleotides. The record is from RefSeq and is a predicted model, not a curated record. NCBI's taxonomy places the organism in Eukaryota, Metazoa, Chordata, Aves, Struthioniformes, Struthionidae.
CGGGGACCCGCGGGAGGGGAGGGGAGUGCAGCUGUUGAGCAGUAACGGUCCUGGUCUUGUCACUCCUGCAGAACUUGAAGAAGAGCUGGCACCCACAGACCCUGCGCAAUGUGGAGAAAGUCUGGAAAGCGGAGCAGAAACAUGAGGCCGAGCGGAAGAAGAUCGAGGAGCUGCAGCGGGAGCUGCAGGAGGAGCGAGCCCGGGAGGAGAUGCAGCGCUACGCGGAGGACAUGGGCACGGUCAGAAAAAGAGAAGAGAAGUUGGAAUGGAUGUACCAGGGUCCUGGAGGCAUGGUGAACAGAGAAGAAUACCUCAUGGGUCGCCCUGUGGAUAAAUAUGUCUUUGAGAAGACAGAAGACAAGGAUGCAGGCUGCUCCAAUGAGACAGGACUUCUCCCCGGCUCCAUUUUUGCCAAGACAGGUGCCAAUUCUGUCCUAGACAUGGCAAACAAGAUCCGGGAAGAUCCACUUUUCAUGAUAAGAAAGAGAGAGGAAGAGAAAAAAAGAGAAGUUUUGAAUAACCCUGUAAAAAUGAAGAAAAUCAAAGAAUUGCUUCAAAACAGUUUAGAUAAAAAAGAGAAAAAGAAGAAGAAAGAGAAAAAGAAGAAGCACAAGAAACAUCGACGUCGGAGUUCUAGCAGUGAAAGCGCCAGCAGUGAUGAGGACCGAAACAAAACCAAAUCUCAGAAGAGGAUGGGUAAUUCUUCCUUGAAGCUAGUUCCUUCCAAGGUCCCAGGAUAUGGCUUACAAAUUAGAGACUCUGACCAGAACCGCAAGUCUCGGAGCUCUCCAGCUGCUGGCCAGGAGAGGGCUCCCCACAAGCACCGGGAUCGCUCCAGGUCCAGGAGCCAGUCCCGCUCUCCUCAGAGGCGCAGUAGCAAGAAGAGUGCAGAACAGUCUGGAUGCGGGUGGUCAAGAUCCCCUUCUAGACACAGUAAACACAGUCGGGAGGAGAAAGGCAGAGCUAGGAGCCCUUCCCCUAGAAAGGGCUAUCGGCGGCAGCAUACUCCGGGUUACACAAGAAAGAUCUCUCCAGAGGAACUAGAGCGUAAACGCCAGGAAAUGAUGGAAAAUGCCAAGUGGCGGGAAGAGGAGAGAGCAAACAACCUCAGGAAACACCGAAAGGAGGAGGAGCUGGAGCGAGAGAUGGAGAAACUUGACUCCCGAGACGGGAAGUUCUUGCAUCGCUUAAAACUAGAGAGCGCCUCUACUUCCACUCUAGAGGAUCGGGUGAAACGCAAUAUCCACUCCCUCCAGAGAACUCCCGCUGCCUUGGAAAAAAACUUUAUGCAGAGAUGAAACUUGUUCUUCCUCUGCUUCUGUGCAGGAGUUAAAUGGACACUUAUUCCCCAAAGGUGAGAGACCUCCAGCACACAGCCAUCCGCUGGCUGCGUACACUGCUCUCUAGAGGAACAGUUGCCAUCUCCCAAAGAGCUGCUGGAUUUCUGUGCUGCAGCCUACAGCGUGUUCUAGUCUUCUGGCAUUGUGAAUACAAUUGUAAUGAGUACCUUGCAAACAAACCUCUGCUGGAGAACUCAUGAGCCCUCGUAUUCUAUUUUUAGCAUAUUGCCAGAUCUUUUCUUGCUCUCUCCACCUUGACUGGUAUCGUUUUUGUAUACUGUUAUUAGCAGAUUAUGCCUGGUGGUAGCUGCUUUCUACAUGGGCAAAUUGUCCAAACUCUUUAUAUGAUAGAGCAAAAGACCUAUUUUUAUUAGUACUUAAAAAAAAUGGAGCAGAACAGAUUCACUUGUGAGUUAACUUCAUUGAAUUUGGUAACAGCUGCAUGAGUGACAAACCAAAUCCCGCUUGGUACUGUCACUAUUUCAAGUGUGAAUUUGGAGGGUGAUGUUAGUCUGUAAAAUAUCUGUAGCCAGUAUUUAAUUGCUCACGGAUUUGAAUGAUGUUUUGGCCCAAAGGAAGUUUGUUCGAAGGGUAACGAAUGAACCGAGUGUAGCUGAUACAGCAAAUAUUUCUCUGGGAUUUUGUAAUGCAAGUAAUGUGUAUAUGUACAGCAGUGUAGAUUUUUUUUUUUAA